AUGAACGGCAACGGCAACGGCAACGGCAGCCACGAGCCGUGUGGGCAAUCUGGACUCUGGAUCACGGGGUUGGGUCACCAGUAUCUAGCUUACCUUUGUGGGCCUGAACGUCUUGAGGAGUUGGCCACGCGCUUCUACGACGUCGAAAGACCUGGGCUCAAGAAGUUGCUGCAGGUCAACCGUGCUUCCGGCAUCGAUCAGCGGCCGUGCGUUCAGGACAUGGACUCGAGCUCAGCCUUUCUGCAUCGGCCUGAAAUGCCGUCCAUCACUGAUCUGAACGCCGUCUGGCACAAGGCGUUGAAGAAGGUGCCGAUCGACUUUUUCAAGGAGAAGCCGGUGAAAGAUUCACACUCCUCUGCAGGAGCCCUUGUCUACCAAAUCCGCCGUACAUUGCACGAUUACGCCGACGCCGACGCGCUCAACAUGCUGCGGCUGAUCGCCAAGGCCAUGGCGCCUGAUAGCCGACUGUUGAUCGUCGAGUUGGCCAUGACUAACCCGCCGACGCCACUUGCGGCCGCCGUGGACUUGUUUAUGUUUAUCACUGCAGGAAAGGAGCGCACCAUUGAGAUGUUUGAGCGCUUGACUGCUGAUGCCGGGCUGCGUAUCACGCGCGUUGUUCCUGGGAAGACCAGCGGGAUGGGAGUCCUAGAGUGUAUGAAGGUAUAA
Cryphonectria parasitica EP155 is the source of this 666-nucleotide messenger RNA. Its product is annotated as S-adenosyl-L-methionine-dependent methyltransferase. The record is from RefSeq and is a predicted model, not a curated record. The transcript has 3 exons. NCBI's taxonomy places the organism in Eukaryota, Fungi, Ascomycota, Sordariomycetes, Diaporthales, Cryphonectriaceae. Bases 1 to 666 code for a protein of 221 amino acids. Gene Ontology annotation, molecular function: O-methyltransferase activity.